AUGGAGGCAAUUGCAGCUACCAGGGCACUGGAAUUUGCAAGGGAAAUUGGGAUUACUGAUGCCAUUUUGGAAGGAGACUCUUGCCUUGUCCAUCAUGCUUUAACAAGGGGGCUAGCGGUUGGCCAUGUUCGUGGAUUGCAGAGCUUCUCGCUGCCUGAGCUGCCUUGCGACUAUGGUGCUCUGGAGCCAGUGAUUAGCGGAGAGAUCAUGCAACUCCACCAUCAGAAGCACCACCAGACCUACAUCACCAACUACAACAAGGCGCUCGAGCAGCUCGACCAGGCCCUCGCCAAGGCCGAUUCCUCUUCCAUCGUCCAAUUGCAGAGCGCCAUCAAAUUCAACGGCGGAGAGCAAACCAAAAGGGCCGGGGUCAAAAGAGAGUUCGGGAUUUUGCAUCUUCGGAUUGAAUUAAGAGAGGAAGGUAAGGACUAAGGAGCAAGGAGUGUUGAAUGAAAUGAAAUUAUUGGAAGGUAAGGAAGGAUUGGCAGUGGGAGGGCUUAUGGUAAGACUGUGGUUGCUAAAGUACCGUAUCAGUAUGGGUGUUUGAUAGGAUUAAUUAAUAAGGAAUGGUUUUUCAAGAUUGUAUUAACUAUUAAUGC
This is a messenger RNA of Quercus lobata, 599 nucleotides long. Its product is annotated as superoxide dismutase [Mn], mitochondrial-like. NCBI's taxonomy places the organism in Eukaryota, Viridiplantae, Streptophyta, Magnoliopsida, Fagales, Fagaceae. Gene Ontology annotation, molecular function: manganese ion binding; superoxide dismutase activity. Gene Ontology annotation, biological process: superoxide metabolic process. The coding region runs from base 1 to 432 and encodes 143 amino acids. Gene Ontology annotation, cellular component: mitochondrion. The record is from RefSeq and is a predicted model, not a curated record. The transcript has 4 exons.